GGCCGCGAGGCCUCCACGCCCAAGCAGGGCCAGCGGAAGAACUCGGCCGCGGAUCCUCGGGAGGACCACGUCCCCAGGGGCUCUCGGUGGCCGGGCGGAUGGAGCUGAGGGUUGGGCCUCCCCCCUCGUCCCUCGCCGCCGUCCCUCUGCCGCCCUCGGACAGCCUCUCCAGCGGCCUCGACUCUCUGAGCCUGGCCGCCGACGGCGGCAGCUCGCUGGGCUCGGACUCCGAGAUCAAUGGCGGUGAGGCCUCGCUCCCCAAUGCUGACCGAUAUGGCUUUGUCGGCGGAUCCAACUUCACCGGAGAGGCGGCACGAAUCCCGGCGGAGGUCAUCCGUGAACGGGAGAAGAAGUGGCUGGAGACCGAGCAAAACUGGGAGCGAUCGAUCACGCGGAGAUAUAAAAAGAUAAUGUUACGAUGUCGAAAAGGUAUUCCAUCUUCCAUGCGAUCCCGAAUUUGGCCACUGCUUUGUGGGGCUAAGUCACGGAUGCUUCAGAAUAAAAAUAUAUUUAAGGUGCUGGACGAGUCGGCUGGGGACCGGCAGUGGCUGGAAGCCAUCGAGAAGGACCUUCAUCGCCAGUUCCCCUUCCACGAGAUGUUCCUGUCGCGGGAAGGGACGGGCCAGCAGGACCUGUAUCGAGUUCUCAAAGCCUACACAGUCUACAAGCCUGAGGAGGGCUACUGCCAAGCACAGGGGCCGCUCGCCGCCGUUCUCCUCAUGCAGAUGCCCGCCGAGGAAGCUUUCUGGUGCCUGGUCCAGAUCUGCGAGCAUUAUGUCCCCGGUUACUAUAGCCAAGGCCUGGAGGCGGUGCACCUGGACGGGCAGGUGCUGGACGCCCUGCUGAAGAAGGUGAGCCCGGGGACGCACAGGCACCUGCGCAAGCACGAGGUGGACCCGGUGAUGUACAUGACGGAGUGGUUCAUGUGCCUGUACACGCGCACCCUGCCCUGGGCCACCAUGCUCAGGGUGUGGGACAUGUUCCUCAGUGAAGGGGUGAAGGUGAUCUUCAGGGUGGCCCUCUUCCUGCUGAAAGUGACGCUCGGCUCGGCGGACAAACUCAAGGACUGCCAGGGGCUCGUCGAGACACUGGAGCGGCUCCGGAACAUCCCGCAGCAUUACCUCCAGGACGACAUCCUCAUCCGGGAGGUGUCCGAACUCGGCAUCACGGACGCGGCCAUCGACCGGGAGACGUCCCGGCAGAGGAAGAAGAUGGCGAAGGCCGGCCGGAGCCCCCCCCACCUCGCCACCACCCGCCUGCACGGGGCCCGGGCCGUCUCCGAGUCGGUCCGCCGGCCGCCGCCCCUCGACACCCAUCCCCUGCCCCUCUUCGUGCCCUCGCCGGCGGCGGCGCCCCGCUCCCCGCCGGCCCCCGCCGUCCUCGUCUCGCCCCCCGCCGCCGCAGAGGACCCGCGGGGGAAGCCGGCCGGCAGGUCCAGGACCUUCUACGUCCGGCGGCCCUCCCGCCCCCCUCAGGUGCCGCCCCGGCGGGAGGGGGGCGGCGGCGGCGGCGGGCAGUGGGUGGCCGAGGAGGAGGGACGGGGGGUCCGUUCCAAACGGUUCUCCGAGCCCCUCUGCUCCGACACCUACUUUUGAGGGGGUGGAGGUGAUACUGAGGGGGGCUGGACCCUCCGAAUCCUCCCCCUUCCUCUCAAUCCUCCCUUCCACCUCCCUACCUCUCUUUACCCCCCUCUCCUCUCUUUCUGCAUUCCUCCCUGCUCUUUCUCCCCCUCUCCCCCACUUUCUACCCCUCGCUCUCCUCGCAACAGCCGCCGUCUCCCCCAUCCAUCUCUCUCCCCUCUCUCAGUCCCCUUCUACCCCAGUCUCUCCUCCCCCUCCCCAUCCAUCCCUCUCCCCUCUCUCAGUCCCCUUCUGCCCCAGUCUCUCCCCCUCCCCAUCCAUCCC
Messenger RNA from Mobula hypostoma (lesser devil ray), 1904 nucleotides. Its product is annotated as TBC1 domain family member 10B-like. Bases 99 to 1595 code for a protein of 498 amino acids. NCBI's taxonomy places the organism in Eukaryota, Metazoa, Chordata, Chondrichthyes, Myliobatiformes, Myliobatidae. The transcript has 10 exons. The record is from RefSeq and is a predicted model, not a curated record.